Molecule: messenger RNA, 1527 nt
Organism: Plasmodium malariae
Lineage: Eukaryota; Apicomplexa; Aconoidasida; Haemosporida; Plasmodiidae
Gene: DRN1
Product: debranching enzyme-associated ribonuclease, putative
Exons: 1
Coding region: 1-1527 (508 amino acids)
Biological process (GO): mRNA splicing, via spliceosome
Cellular component (GO): post-mRNA release spliceosomal complex
Source: RefSeq, a predicted model, not a curated record
AUGAGCGAUGUGGACGAAUUUUAUGAAUAUGCAAAAUAUAACUUUUUAAAGCUUUUAAAAAAAAAUAAUAUAAAUUCGAAAGAUGAAGGGCAAAGAGAUAAAAGUCGGGAGAAGGAAAGUAGGAUUAAAGGAAUGAACAAAAAAUUAUUGUCUGAUAUAGAAAAUUUAAAAAAGGAUGAUUUGAAUGAUAAAGAAAGCUAUGAUAAAAAAUAUAUAAAUUUUUUACUAAAAGGAAAAAAUAAGAAUUCUAAGAGUUACAAAAAGGAAAAAAAGGAAAUCUCUUCUUCAGAUACAGUAUCAUCAUCUUGCCCAUCCUACGCUUCACUUUUAUAUGAAAAGGACAAAGAACAUGGAAGAAAGGAGGAAAAAAAAAGAAAAGAUGAUAAGCAUAAAAAAAAAUGCAAAGAGGAGGAAAGACAAAAUAGGAAAAGAAAAAGGGACAAAAAGAGAGAACACAGGAAAAAGAGAAAAGAAGAAAAACAAUCUAAACACGCUAAGAAGUAUGAAGAUAAUGAAGGCCAUAGGAGUGUAGAAAUAUACGAAGGGUUGGAAAAGUUUGAAAAUAAUGAAAGAUACAUAAAAAGUGAAAUAAAAAAUGUAUCACAUAGACGGAGCGUUUCAUCAGAUGAUAGCACAAAAGGGGAAAGGCAAAAUGAUGGCAAAAGUAUGUUCAAUAAAAAUGAAGGUGGAAAUAUUCCUUCAGCGCGCCCUAUUGAAAGGGGACCCAUAUUUCAUUUGGCUGAAAAUGCAAAAUUAAGUAUAAAAUUAGAAAACAUAAUAACGGAAAAAAUAAAUAAAAUGAAAAUGAAGAAUGCAUUAAACAAAAGUUUGGUAGACUGUAAAUACUGUAUCGAUUCCAAUUCAUUUAAUAAAAUAAACAAAUUAAAUAUAAUAAGUAUUAGUGACAGAUCAUAUAUAUGUUAUUAUAAUUAUAAAAAUAUUUUUUUAAAAGAUCAGCUAUUUAUUUCCCCUAUAGAACAUACAACAAGUGUAACGAACACAAAUUUUGAAACGAUUCAAGACAUGCGUAAUCAUAUGAAAUCUUUAAUAGCAAUGUUAGAAGAAAACAAUGAAACAUGUAUUUUUGUAGAAUUCAAUAAUUGCUUUAAUGUAAAUAUUGAAUUAAUAUCAUUGAGAAAGGCAAAACAUACAUACAUCAAUUGUUAUGUUAUACCUAUGGAACUACUGGAAAAAGCCAAAAUUUAUUUCAAAAAAAAUAUGGAAGAUAUUAGUUCUUUAUAUAGAGAAAAUAAACAGUUAAUUAUUACUAACAGUAAAUAUGCACCUUAUAAUGUUAUACCUAAAAAUAUUCCAUAUAUAUCUAUUAAUUUUUCUCUUGUUGAAACGUAUAUACAGGUUAUCGAAAAUAAUUAUGACUACAUAAACAUGUGUAAAUGUAUUUUUACAGACCUAUUCAAAAAAGACAAACUUUAUAAAUAUUUUCGAAAUUUUCAGCAGUACGUUAAUACUGUGGAACAAUUUAAAACUCAUUACGAAAAGUACGAUUGGACUAGCUAUGUUAGAUAG